GCAACGACGAUCGCGACGCGAUCAGUUUUCAGCGUGAACCGUUUGCGAUGAGAUCGAUUAUCAUCUCGGUCUCAUUUCUCGCUAAUUGUUUCCUGUCGGUGGCGAUCGCGUCCAACGCGGGAAACGGGAGCAAUUCGUCGUGUGGACUAACCGCCACCAGCAUCCGUAAGCCGUUAAUCGUUAACGGUGUGACCACUAUUAGUGCCGGUCAGUGGCCAUGGCAUGCAUCGAUCUGGCAUCGCGUCACCCGAUCGACGCACGUCUACGUUUGUGGAGGUUCGCUGCUAAGUGAGUUGUAUUUGGUGACGUCCGGACAUUGUGUCUCGAAGGAUGGAAAUGCCCUAAACGAGCGCUUGGUGUCCAUUCAGUUGGGUUCCAUUCGGCAAAAUUUGUUGCUGAAUGGUUUCCCGGUGCAGAAUCUGCAGGUCGCGGAGAUUUUCGUGCACAAGGAUUUCGUGCCGCGAACGUUUCAAGCGGAUUUGGCGUUGGUUGCCCUCGGUACUCAGGUUAUGGUUAAUGAAUUCGUUAAACCGGUUUGUCUACCGGAUGCUGUUGCCACUGAUAAAGAUAUUGUUGGUCGUCAGGCGGUGGCCGUUGGUUUCGGGCAAACCGAAUCGGGGGAUAAUUCGGACGUUUUGAGGCAGCUCUGGAUGCCGGUGGUGGAUUAUCUGAGCUGUUUGGAGAGUAACCGGGAGGUUUUCGGGAUGUCACUGUCGGCGGCAGUUUUGUGUGCGGGUAACACCAACGGCAGUACGGUUUGCAAUGGGGACAGUGGCGGCGGUUUGUUCACACAGGAGUCCGAUGGACGCUGGGUCAUCCGGGGAGUGACCAGCUUCACGGCUCAACGUGGCUGGAAUGACAGCAGCUGCAGCUUGAGCGAUUAUGCGGCAUUCGUGAAUGUGGCACAUUACGGCGACUGGAUCAAAUAUGUUAUGACGCACGGUGAACAGGAAGGAUUCUUCGGCGGGACAGCCGGGACGGGUGUGAAGGCAGUAACUGCUAAACCAGUGAAACCAGAGCUUAGAAUCAGUGAGAAACAUUGUAAAUUGUAUCGCCGGAAGGGUUUGGUGGUGACCGGUUCCGAUGGUCCCAGUCAGAUAUAUCUCUUCAAAGAUCGAAAAUCGCAGGGUUUGGCAUACUAUCUGACAAAGGACUACGCGAUAACCACAGCCGUUUUGGCCAUCGAUUGCGUCUACGGAGAAACGGUUUGCCAAACGAUUCUUGGCUAUCGGAUCAGGCAGACGUUCAUCCACCCGGAAUACCGCGGCGGGAGAGAUUUCAAUGUGGCCGUACUGCUGAUACCGCCGGCAGACGAACCACUCUGGUGUUUAGCCGUUGAAUCUUCCGGAAAAAUCUACUUCGAAGGCAGACAACUGAAAGCGAACACGGUUUCGGCGGAUGCUCCCAGCUGGACGGAGUUUGAUCUGGACUUUUACCUGCCCACCAAACGGGGUGGCGUCGUGUACAACGAACGGCGGGACAUGGUCGGACUGAUGCACAACCCGGCGGGCGAGGAGGUAGUGAUGACCAACAUCCCUGCCGUUUUAGACUGGAUCGAGUCGAUAGUGUGGAACAACACCGCUUCGUCCCUCACUUCGUGAGGGGAACUCCAAUCCAUUCUGAAUAAAGACCCCUCCAUCCAUGCAACAUUGUUGGCCAUUCACAAAAAGAAAGCCGUACGAAGAAAGGAAGUUCCCAUCAUGAAGCAAUAAAUCAACAAUCGUGCGCUCUAUCGGCCGGUUCCGGCAAGUGAUGGCCAAACCAGAACGUUCGUUGUUGCAAUUCUAUGCAAAUAAGUGCAAGCCCCAUUUAAACUCGAUUGAAAGACCGAUAAAUGAUGCCAGCAGAUUACAUAAACCUUUGCGAAAACCCUUUUAUUGGACAGGGCGCAACAUUAGCGAGC
Messenger RNA from Wyeomyia smithii (pitcher-plant mosquito), 1903 nucleotides. RefSeq names its product chymotrypsinogen B-like. Gene Ontology annotation, biological process: proteolysis. Gene Ontology annotation, molecular function: serine-type endopeptidase activity. NCBI's taxonomy places the organism in Eukaryota, Metazoa, Arthropoda, Insecta, Diptera, Culicidae. The record is from RefSeq and is a predicted model, not a curated record. The transcript has 4 exons. Bases 48 to 1601 code for a protein of 517 amino acids.